Messenger RNA from Brienomyrus brachyistius, 5647 nucleotides. It is a transcript of the gene cacnb1, whose product is annotated as calcium channel, voltage-dependent, beta 1 subunit. The transcript has 14 exons. Gene Ontology annotation, molecular function: high voltage-gated calcium channel activity; protein binding. Gene Ontology annotation, cellular component: voltage-gated calcium channel complex. The coding region runs from base 214 to 2202 and encodes 662 amino acids. Gene Ontology annotation, biological process: calcium ion transmembrane transport; neuromuscular junction development; chemical synaptic transmission. Lineage: Eukaryota; Metazoa; Chordata; Actinopteri; Osteoglossiformes; Mormyridae. The record is from RefSeq and is a predicted model, not a curated record.
UCGGCGGCGUACUGUAUUGUCUGUGCCUGAGGAAACAGAGGUGGCCGUGCAAGGGGGAAAGCACAGCUGUGUAGUGUGACACCAGCGGUGGCAGAAGGAAGCGAUCUGGGGAAAAAAGCAGCACCAUCUGUUUCUCUACGCAGACAAUGCCUACGUUUGCAAUAGUCAAAGCCAUACAAAAUAACCGAUUAUAAUAAAGAAUAACAUAAAUCAAUGGUACAGAAAAGUAGCAUGUCCAGGACGCCUUCGACCUCAACCCAGGAGAUACAAAUGGACAUGUUUGAACAUCCUGCUUCACAGGGAAAGUACACCAAACGGAAGAGCCGCUUCAAACGCUCGGACGGCAGCACCUCCUCCGAUACCACCUCCAACAGCUUCAUCAGACAGGGCUCUGCAGACUCCUACACCAGCCGGCCGUCAGACUCAGAUGUGUCCCUGGAGGAGGAUCCCGAGGCCCUGAGGAAGGAGGCUGACCGACAAGCCCUCGCCACACUCGAGAAAGCCAAGACCAAACCUGUGGCCUUUGCCGUGCGGACAAAUGUGGGCUACAAUCCGGGUCCCAAUGACGACGUCCCUGUACAGGGCAUGGCCAUCUCCUUCGAGCCCAAAGACUUCCUGCAUAUUAAAGAGAAAUACAACAACGAUUGGUGGAUCGGGCGGCUGGUGAAGGAAGGCUGUGAGGUGGGCUUCAUCCCAAGCCCUGUCAAGCUGGAGAACACCCGUCUGCUGCAGGAGCAGCGAAUGCGGCAGAACCGCCUCAGCUCCAGUAAGCCUGGGGGGAGUUCCAGCCUCGGGGACGUUGCCCCGGGAGCUCGGAGGCCCACUCCGCCUGGCACAGCACCUGUGGAAAUGUCCACAGUGGCUUUUGAUGUUGAUCCCCUGGACCUGGACGCAGAGGAGCCCCCAGAAGCGCAGGCUGAGCCCCGUUCCCCUAGGGCCACUGGGGGCAGCGUGACAUCCCCACAGGCCAACGCCCACCGUCUCCCCUUUUUUAAGAAGAUGGAGCAUGUGCCCCCAUAUGACGUGGUACCUUCCAUGAGACCCAUCAUCCUGGUGGGCCCCUCCCUCAAAGGCUAUGAGGUGACGGACAUGAUGCAGAAAGCUCUCUUCGAUUUUCUCAAACACAAGUUUGAAGGCAGGAUAUCUAUCACACGGGUGACGGCGGACAUCUCCCUGGCCAAACGAUCUGUGCUGAAUAACCCCAGCAAGCACACCAUCAUUGAGCGGUCCAGUACCCGUUCCAGCCUGGCUGAGGUGCAGAGCGAGAUCGAGCGCAUCUUCGAGCUGGCCCGCACGCUGCAGCUGGUGGCCCUGGACGCCGACACCAUCAACCACCCGUCCCAACUAUCCAAGACCUCGCUGGCCCCCAUUAUCGUCUACAUCAAGAUCUCCUCCCCCAAGGUCCUCCAGAGGCUCAUCAAGUCGCGGGGGAAGUCCCAGGCCAAACAUCUGAACGUGCAGAUGGUGGCAGCAGACAAGCUGGCCCAGUGUCCCCCGGAGCUCUUUGACAUCAUCCUGGAUGAGAACCAGUUGGAAGAUGCUUGUGAGCACCUGGCCGAAUACCUGGAGGCGUAUUGGAAAGCCACGCACCCCCCCAGCAGUAACCCCCCCAAUCCACUGCUGAACCGCACCAUGGCCACUGCCGCCCUGGCUGCCUCGCCCGAACCCGUCUCCAAUCUGCAGGGCCCGUAUCUGGUGCACGGAGAAGCGAAGCGUGACGGGCCUCUGUCGGAGCGCUCCGGGCUCCAGGACUACCAGGGCGGCACGCCGGGGAGGCCGCAUGCCCCGGAGCAGGCGUACCUCCGCAGCAGCUCCUCCCGGGCCCAGCUGAGGGCCGCCGGAAGCCGGGGCCUCUCCCGGCAGGACACCUUCGACUCAGAGACACAGGGCAGCAGGGACUCGGCCUACACGGAGGCGGGCGACUCCUGCAUGGACAUCGAGACAGACCCCUACGAGGAGACGGAGCCCUACUGCGGGGCAGGUGGCCGCCCGCACCCUGGCCUACGCCAUAGCCUCCAGGCCUCCCUGGAGGACGAGGGUGCCGAGCCGGACCAAGAGAACCUAAACCGCCCAGCCCACCAUGAGCAACAUGCCCGAGGCAAGCCCAGGGAGCGAUACUGCCAGGAUCCGGGAGAUGCCGGCACCACCCUGGGCCGCAACAAGAAUCAGGAGGACUGGGGGAGGGACGUCUACAUUCGCUAGACCUACCAUUCGAUGGGAGGCUGACUGACAGACAGGAAGAAGGGCCAAUGGUGUAGCAGGUUAGACCUGGCAAUCCGAGUAAACAGUGGCUUCAAAAUAGACUAGUUUUACGAUCCUAAAAUAAGUUAUUUCUUAUUGUUUAAUUAUUUAUUUAAAAAAUUGGCAGGCAUUGCAAGAUCAUGUUGAUUUAUUGGUUACUACUGCAUGUUACCCAUAUUAUCCCAGAGCAUCUGAUUCCUUUAAAAAUAAGUGUAGUGGUGCGUUUAUUUUAUAUAUAGCUUUUAAAACCCAAGUUUACGGCACAGAAAGUGGUAUACACGCACCAGAGAAGACAUUUACGUUAGAGAUGUAAACUGAAAAUGAAGAAAAUCAUUUUAAAUGUGGAAAGUGAGCAAGAAAUGGAGGGGAAAAUAACCCUUGGACUUGGACGACGUCAGUCGCAGAGUUUCACGUCUAGGGACGGAGCCGAGCGGAAGAUUCUAGAUUCAGCAGGUUAGGACUCCAAUAUUAUGGCUGCUAUGUUUUAAAUUAUUAUUUAAAUGUUAGGAAUGUGGUCGCUGUUGUGCAGAACAGGAAGAAAUGGGCCAGGUCUGUCCUCUACCACGUUAACCAGGAUUAACUGUUCAGAGCUCUGUGUUUCAGGGUCUUUUUGACUCCAGCAGGCCACCAUCCCAUUCUUAAUCCAGCCAGACUUUUCCUAUUCUGUGAAGGGAAAGGUCCCGGUUGUUAAAUUUAUCUAAUUUUUAGUCAUAAAAAAGCUAGUUUGGAGUAAAGAAGGAAAAGAAAACAAUGAUCCAAAGAUUGUAUGUAGUAUGCCUCACAGAAUAGACCUGAUUUCUGGUGCUUGGUUGUCUCAUUAGCUUCCGGCCGCAUGGGAGAUGCUGUUCUCCUGAUGCUUUGCCCUCCUCCUCUAAGCUCCAGCUUGGCUAAGAUCAUAUUCAUCACUUGCCAUCGGACUCAGUCAUGCAGCGCUAAAAGGACCGAACUCACACACGCACUUCUCUGUGUGUCCUUAAGGGGAAAACCUGGCGCUGUAGAGCAACCCAUAUCGGCAGACUUUUUUUUUUUGGUACAUUUGCUGGCCCAUUUGGACCUGUGGCGUGAGGCCUGUCGCGGGAAGCACAGUGAAGGGGCGGUAACACUCACACACAUGUUCACGCACAUGAACACACGCGUGAUUGCCACCUUGGACAACUAGCCAUGGAGUGUCACAGAGCUGGGCCCAGUGUCAAACCCUCAAUGCGACCCAUCGGACAGUCAUGUGACAUUUGUGUGUUUACCUCAGUACCUGAGGUCUAAGCUGAUGUCCCAGUCCCAGUGGAGUCCCAGUAUCCACAUCACACCGCUUUCUAGCUGCUCUGGACACUGUCACACUAUGUCACCUCCAUUACUUGGGUCACCACGGGUGUAAAUCAACAGACUGACCUUCACAAGUGUCUAAACAGACAGCUCCUGUAUUUCUUCACUGGACUCCUAUUCAUAAACUUAUUUCCUGAAUAGUAAAUACUGAGCUACUGUUGCAGCGGUCGAAAGGAAAAAUAUGUGGCUAUGUAGCGACAUUCAUUUCUCUUUUCUGACCUGUUUUUAAUUUGUGGUUAAGUAAUUAUUUCGGCUAUGAUUUCAUCAGAAAACUACAGAAAUUGCUGGACCGAUUAUAAUGUCAGGAGCAUCAAAAUUAUCAAUAAAAAAAUUAAUAAUGAACAAGGGAGAAAGUGUGUCGAUACGUCGCAGACCAGAGACUUUCCUGGCCCUCUGAAAUAUUUAUAUGUAAAAAAAAAAAGAAAAAAGAACGAAUCACAGUGGUAAAAGUAAGAAACUUGCUUUCGCAUUGCUCCACCUGGAGGACUGGAGGAAUAAGGAGCGUCUGUAAAUACCACGGACUGCCACUGAAACGUGUACCAACACGUGAACUGUAGACAGCCGGCGCUGCAACCCGACGAGUUUGCCUGCAGGAGCAAGAGAGUCAUCAGAGACAUAAUACAUAAAAAGAACCUUCGUUUCUUCAAGGAUCUCAGCAGACUGACUCAUAGGUGGAGGUGUGAUGAGAGUGAACAGUGGAUAUUCUUAUCUAGGUCUCUGAACUGGUUCAAAUGGUUUCCUGUGCACACUUUGCCCUGUCACCUGCAGCGGCAGACAUCCCAUAGUGACACCUUUUCAAAAAAACCAGCACGUGCCGCUUGUUUACGUAGAUUUAUCAGAACCACCUGUAAAAAGUCCAAAAAAAUAAAACAUCCAGGCGUGUCCCUGAGAAUGUACCUAAUGUUCCCGCCAACAUCACAUAAGGCUAACGUAACAUUACACAUAGGAAAUUAACGCGUAGACGACAUCCUUAAGCCUUAAUCAUAAAACUCUGAAUGUCUGCCGAACCUUAACUGCCUUCAGUAAUCAAGUGCUUUGAGAGGCAUGCAGACUUCAGAAGCCAAAGCCUUAGAUAAACCCUUUUUGGCCCUGACACAGACAAGGUUAUUUAACCACACGUAUCUCUUGGAUGUUAGUGGGGAAAAUAUAAUUUACCUCCGGUGAGGUCCAAUGUGAUCUAAGGCAUUGAGAUGAUGCUCCCUGGCCAUUGUAUCCCAAACAAUGAAAUUAUAAAGUAUUUAAAUAUACCAUAAUGGUAAGUACUCAACAUUACUCAGUAAUACCUUUAAUCUCUUAGCAACAGGUCAGGUUUCCAGGCUCUGUAGGACAAUAAGGGUGAUUGGUAUUGUUGCCUCUGUCGAAAGAGAGUAGUGAGAAGGAUUGCCUAUCGGUAAUAACCACGGUGAUGUCAACUCAACGAAGGAAAAGACCCUACCCUUGUCUUCACGAGAGCAGGUCCAAGGCAAAUCCUUCUACUGAAUGCAGUGAAGGACCAGCCCUGGCCUAACUUUAGAUUUUAGCGGCAACCAUUCUAACCGAAGACAGAAGGACGCACGCCACAUACUGGAAGCGGCCAUCAGACUCUGCUCUACCCGAGACCUUUCUGAGCUGUAGAUUCUCCAGUGGUCCAUGACGUCGCUGCUCACCAGAUCGAUAUAAUCGUCAUUUCCUGAUUGAGAUCUAACCCAAAACACAGGAUGUACCUAAAAAAACGAAAAGGAAAAAAAAAAAAAAAAAAACGCGUUCUAACCAAGCGGGCCUUUGUGUUUUUGUUACGUCUUACUGUUUUAUGUAUGGAUAAAAAGGCAUAGCUUCUUUUAAGGCUAGUACUGUACACAGUUGAAAUAAGUGCCUGUUCAGUGAUGAUUUACUGUCAGUGGUUCUGGUCGUCAUGUUUACUGCGCUUAAAUCAGACAGAGUAAUGCUGGUGGAAAUACCCUGUACUUUUAGGUGUCACUGGUAUGGAAUCCGUCACGAGUAGGUCCUUUUACAGAUCAGGUAGCGUUGGUCUCUCAGCCGAUGGAAUAAAAGACUGAUAUCUUUUGUGAUGGAAAUAUUAAAUACAAUCAAUAUCUUCUUAAAGUGA